AUUGCUUCAUCCCAUCCAUGUUUCUGUCUAUUGCUGUGAAAUAGAUCUUUAAGACAACCAUGAGCUCUUUCGAACUACCUGAGUCCCUGGUGUAGCUCCAUAAAUCUGAGAGCUGGAUUUGUGGGGAAUAUGGGGUGGUUUUCAGUGGGUUUUAGGAUGAUUUGUUGGCUUUGGUUUGUGGUUUGUGUGGGUGGGAUUGGAGCUAACUGGGGGACACAGACAAGCCACCCUAUUCCACCAAACACAGUGGUUCAGAUGCUCAAGAACAAUGGCUUUCAGAAGGUGAAGUUGUUUGAUGCCGAUGAGGGGCUUUUGAAUGCACUGAAAAAGAGUGGUUUGGAGGUGAUGGUCGGCAUCCCUAAUGACAUGCUUGCGGUGCUGGCCGCCAGUACGAAGGCAGCACAGAACUGGGUAUCUAAGAAUGUCUCGGAAUACAUCAAUGAUGGUGUGAACAUCAGGUAUGUUGCAGUUGGAAAUGAACCUUUCUUGCAAACAUACAACGGGAGCUUUCUGCAGACCACCUUUCCAGCCCUCCAAAAUGUUCAAGGAGCUCUAACCAGAGCUGGUCUGAGCAGCCAGGUCAAAGUUACUAUCCCUCUUAAUGCCGAUGUUUACGAGUCAUCAAGUGGCCGACCAUCUGAUGGGGACUUCCGUUCUGACAUCCGUGAUCUCAUGCUUGCUAUUGUUAAGUUCCUCAGCGACAAUGCUGCCCCCUUCACCGUCAACAUUUACCCUUUCAUCAGCCUCUACAGCGAUCCAAACUUCCCAGUGGAUUAUGCUUUCUUUGAGGGAAAUUCUUCCCCUGUCAUUGAUGGUACAACUAGUUACACCAAUAUGUUUGAUGCAAACCAUGAUACUCUCAUCUGGGCCCUGAAGAAAAAUGGAUACGGAAAUCUCCCUGUCAUUGUUGGAGAGAUCGGCUGGCCAACAGAUGGAGAUAUGAAUGCAAACCCUCAGUAUGCUCAACGAUUCAAUCAGGGAUUCAUGAACCACAUCCUGAUGGGGCAGGGCACGCCAGUGAGACCAGGACCAAUAGACGCAUACCUUUUCAGUUUGAUCGACGAAGAUGAAAAGAGCAUCCAGCCAGGAAAUUUUGAACGGCACUGGGGAAUUUUCACUUAUGAUGGUUUACCAAAGUAUCAACUGAAUCUUGGGACGACGAAGGCCGGAGGAUUGGUUCGAGCUCUGAAUGUUCAAUAUCUUGACAAGAAAUGGUGCGUCCUCAAGCCUUCAGUCAACCUUGAUGAUUCCAGGAUCGCUCCAAGUGUAAGCUAUGCCUGUGCCAAUGCCGACUGCACCAGCCUGGGCUACAACACUUCAUGUGGUAACUUGGAUGCACAAGGCAACAUUUCGUAUGCAUUCAAUAGUUUCUACCAGAAGAACGAUCAGGACGCUGUAGCUUGUGAUUUUUCGAACUUGGCGACGAUCACGGAGAAAGAUCCAACUACAGGAACUUGCAGGUUUGAGAUCAUGAUUGUGGCAGAUUCUGGGAUGUCAUGGAAUCUGCCGCGAGUGAGAGAUCACAGAGCUCUUCUGGUGUUGUCUGUAUUUCUUCAAGUGAUUUGGACACUACCUUGACAUUUUUAUUCUAUCAAAAUGCAGUCUCCAAUUUGCAGCCACACUCCCUGCUUCAUGGAGAUCAAUGAGUACCUCUUGAGAUGCAAAAGACUAAACAAGAUGGUGACCAUGAGAAUAAGUUUCAAGAUUGAAUGAGAUCAUCAAGGAGCCAUGUGGUGGUGCUGCGGAAACAAUCUCGCUCAGCAUGCUGCCUUUUCUUUUCUGUUCAAGUGAUUGGAAAAUAUGUUGUCAAUACAACCAAAGCAAAGUAAGAUAGCUUUGGACGAUUUCUAAUGUCUGGGUUCAGAGCUACAUACCGAUGGUUUGAGAUCCACAUUUGAUACAAAGCUGACCUCCAUGAGUGCAAAUUUAUCUUAAUGUUGAUGAUUUUGCCAGUAAACCUGUACUCAGGUCAUCAGCAGGUAGUGGUGGAUUUCAGGACCAGUUGGUGCCAUAAGCUUCUUCAGCUGCAUCUCAGGAGAUGGCACUUGCAGUCUCCACUAUCUCUGAAGCCUUCGGAUCAGCGACUAUUUUAAUUGUAUUUGUUUCAGUAGUCGAAACACAUUCAACAUUGCUUUCAUUCA
Messenger RNA from Musa acuminata AAA Group (dessert banana), 2141 nucleotides. RefSeq names its product glucan endo-1,3-beta-glucosidase 6-like. Bases 130 to 1578 code for a protein of 482 amino acids. Gene Ontology annotation, molecular function: hydrolase activity, hydrolyzing O-glycosyl compounds. Lineage: Eukaryota; Viridiplantae; Streptophyta; Magnoliopsida; Zingiberales; Musaceae. Gene Ontology annotation, cellular component: plasma membrane. The transcript has 3 exons. Gene Ontology annotation, biological process: carbohydrate metabolic process. The record is from RefSeq and is a predicted model, not a curated record.